AUUCAAAGCCCUGACUCCCUCUCAAGCCUUUCUGUUCUUACAGCCAUGGACGAGCGCCCAGCAAAGCGCACGAAGCGCACAACCAGCGCCGCCAUGUGGGAUGAGGACGAGAAGACGGAUUCGCGGCCGAGUUCGAGCGGACGGGACCACAAGCCCAAGGCGCGCGACGGCCGGGACGAGGACCGCCGCGGACCCAGACGAGACGAUGACCGCAGAAGGAGAUCGAGGUCGCGAGACACCCCCGACAGACGGAGGGAGCGGAGUAGGUCUAAGGAGAGGGCGGCACCACGUGAACGAGAUCGGGACCGGGACCGUGACCGCGACAGGAACAGGGACAAGGAGCGGGAGCGGGAGCGUGAUCGAGAUCGCGAUCGAGACAGAGGGGGUGGAGGUGGGCGGGACCGGGACGUCAAUGGCCACGGCCGGCGAGAGAGGAGCAGGAGUCGUGACAGGCAUCGAGAUUCGAAAGACUACCGAGCUGAACGCUCACACCGACGCUCACGAUCACGCUCACCGGCCAGGAACAGUGGUCGGGAUGCGGUGCGCACACGCUCUCCUCUUCGACGCAGUGAUCACGAUCGGACCAGGCCUCGAGACCGGAACAAGCCCGACGAUGAAGCAUCAAGGGCGCCCGACCCCAGAGAAAAGGAGACGACGGCACAGCCCGAUAAGCCUGUGACCAAUGGUGACGCUAUGGCCGUCGACGAAGAUGACGAAGACGCCCUACUGAGGAAGAUGAUGGGGUUUACCAUGUUCAAGUCGACGCAGAAUACGAAGGUGCCUGGUAACCAGAUCUACGGCGUGAGGAAGGAAAAGAAGACGACUUACCGGCAGUACAUGAAUCGUGUCGGUGGAUUCAACAGACCGUUGAGUCCGUCGAGGUGAUGGAUUGGCGGAUCAGUGCUAGGGCUAUCUGCGAGGGCUGGCUACCUGCGUGUAUUAUCAGAUUACGGGGACAGAUGAGUUUGGGGGGGAACACAGCCGAGAAUUCUAGCAGAUUGCAGCAGACUCAAAAGAGUACUUUCAGCUUCAUGCAUGCUUCACUCUCUGGUAUCUAUCAGCUGGUGGGCAAAUGCCCCACAACCCUAACGCUGUUGUUUUACAGAUUGAUGAAGAGUCCAGCCACGACCAAAAAGGCAUAGAAGCACAAUCUUUCCAUCGGGGAGUUGAGCCAAGCGUCCAUACGACCUGAUGCCGCAUUCGCGGCGGAAUUGGCUGAUCCACCCUGCCCACCCUGCCCACUCGACCCUCCCGAUCCGCCCUGCUUCGUGGCGGUGGCAGAAGCGGCUGCAGCAGAA
This is a messenger RNA of Cladophialophora immunda, 1298 nucleotides long. RefSeq lists its product as uncharacterized. Gene Ontology annotation, cellular component: precatalytic spliceosome. The transcript is spliced from 2 exons. Bases 46 to 885 code for a protein of 279 amino acids. Gene Ontology annotation, biological process: RNA splicing. The record is from RefSeq and is a predicted model, not a curated record. NCBI's taxonomy places the organism in Eukaryota, Fungi, Ascomycota, Eurotiomycetes, Chaetothyriales, Herpotrichiellaceae.